AUGCUUUUGUCCACGCUUAUAACCCUCACCUCACUCCUCGCUGCCUCUGCAUCGCCUGUUGGCAGCAAGCCAGAGGACAUUGACCCCAAUGUGGUUGAGGUGAACGCCUGGCUCGAUGACACAAGCAACACAACCACUCUCAUCAUCGGGUCUCGGUUCUAUAUCAAAGAGCCCGUCGACAAGCUGGACAAACGUGACUGCAUCCCUCGUCGAUGGACUACCAACAACGUCGACCGUACAGGCACGUGGUGGAGUUCCUGGGAAAAAGUUAGUGGCUGCAACUACAACACCAAAAGCUCUUCUACCGCGUCCUACAAUUUCCAAACAAGCCAGACAGUUACAAAGACCGUCUCCGGCAGCUUUGACGCGGGUAUCGGUAGCGUGGACGGCAUCGCCAAGACUAUCAACGGCAACGGGGGAUUAAGCCUGGGCUUUUCCUGGAGUACCAGCAAGACCACCGGCUUCGAGUUUACCUGCAACAUUAACCCUGGAGACAAGGCGUCAGUUUGGCAGCAGAACCUUAUGGGUUGGGCUGACACGGCGCAGCGCAGGUGUACCUCUGGCUGUGGUGAGGGUGAAUGGUGCAGUGAUUGGCAGUUUGGCCACAUUGAUUUCCCUCUCAAGGGCGGCUCGCAGACGAACCAGAAUCUCGGUUGCUCGUCUGGCGCUGACUCCCAUUGCCCUUAG
Fusarium sp. VM40 is the source of this 687-nucleotide messenger RNA. The record is from the annotation of a GenBank genome assembly. NCBI's taxonomy places the organism in Eukaryota, Fungi, Ascomycota, Sordariomycetes, Hypocreales, Nectriaceae.